CUGCUGCUGAGCUCAAACCUGGCUCAAACACUGCAUACAACACAGCGUCGCAACAGGUCCGUCGGAACACAGAAUACCGGCAACAACACGACGGCUCACGACGGGAAGGAGGGAUAGCAUCAUCUCGGCGGGUCAACGGUGAACCAGCCCUGCGUAGGGGAAAGAAUACGCCGCCUGUUCAACGCUUCAUUGUGGGUCGCGUAUAGCCAGGAACGUUUGGCACAGAGAGCUGCCGAAAGAAAUUCCCACGACCAUAAGAUAUGCUGGGGAUGAGAAAGAAAGUCGUUUGUGUCGGCGACGAGAAGGUCGGCAAAAGCGCCUCUCUUCUCGUAUACUGCGGGAAGCCGUAUCCUGAAAGCUAUCAGAGUACCGUCUCAGACACAUAUCAACCGCCAGCAACAUGCCCGUACGAUGAAUUGUGGGACACGCCGGGGACCCAGGAGUUUGAUAGACUUCGGCCGUACAGUUACGAUGGGGUCGACUCAUUUUUUGUGUUUUUCGCUAUCGAUGACCCGUUGUCUUUCGAGAACGUUGAGGAGAAGUGGAUCCCUGAAGUCCGGUACUUCAGCGCGGAUGUCCCAAUCACUCUCGUCGGCUGCAAACAGGAUCUCCGAAACGAUCCUUCUACCCUCCGGAGGUUAGCACGCCAGCAACUCACCCCCGUCUCCUUCGAAAAGGCCCUGGACAUGUCCCGGCGAAUCGGAGCAGAACGAUACAUAGAAUGCAGCGCACGUCUGAACACGGGCAUCACAUCCGUAUUCGAAGGUGACAGCCCACGGGCAGCAGCAUCGGAUGCUGGUCCAUCCGAACAUCACGAACAGGGUUUAAUACACCUCCAACCACACCCCGACGCAGUAAACCUCAACCAAGACUCCUUUGCCCUCCACGACCCCACACCUCGCCCCGCAUCACCGAAUUCAUCCGGUUCCUCCCACCCGCUCGACCUACCCCCACCACCCCACCUACCGCCCCACCCCCUCCGCCCCUUAACCACCUCUCACUCCCAUUCCAACCUCGGCCCAAGAGUCAACCACGAACAUCAACAAAGCCGGAAAGACCGCAACCGCACCUCCGUAUCGUCAGGGAAAAGCAUAUCCUCCAUCUCAUCAGCGACGACAUCCACGUCCUUUGCGACGAGUUUUAAUACCUCUACGACUGCUACGACGAUGCAGAAAUCCGCUGCUGCGGCGGCGGAUGGUGGGACGAAACUGGUGUCGGAGAUCGAUGUGCAUGUGUCGAAGGGGGAUGUGCCGAGUGAGCUGAGCGAAAGAGAGGGUGGGGAGAAGUUAGUGGUUGGGGAUGGGGAGACGGGUGGUGAGAGUAUUCCGAUGGUGGAUCGGUCUGAGAAAGCGGGUAGGAAUGAUGCCGAGCAACCGGCAACGCCCGUCGCGAGACCAUCCGAGCCUGAGGCAGUCGUGCCUGACUCGUUCAAGACCUCGAUAGAGCUUGCGCCGAUGACUCGACAUGAAGCCGUCAGCGUUAAAGGUACCUCAUUACCGACACCGCCGACGGUUAACACGACGCCCAAACACGCACAGGAGAGACAGACGGGAUGCAAAUGCACGAUUCUGUGAGCGAAUGGCGUAAUAAUCCCGUAUUCGCACUCUGUUCUCUGCCAUUGCCAUUAUAUGUAGACGAAGGCCUCUUUUGUUUAUUCUUAGCUCCUUUUAAGUUUUUGGAUAGGCUUAUUUGCCAAAUAGGCGGUCAUUUCUCUCAGUGAUCAGUCGUGUUCAACUAGUUUCAUGUUCAU
Messenger RNA from Fimicolochytrium jonesii, 1750 nucleotides. Its product is annotated as P-loop containing nucleoside triphosphate hydrolase protein. The coding region runs from base 261 to 1574 and encodes 437 amino acids. The transcript has 4 exons. Gene Ontology annotation, biological process: small GTPase-mediated signal transduction. The record is from RefSeq and is a predicted model, not a curated record. NCBI's taxonomy places the organism in Eukaryota, Fungi, Chytridiomycota, Chytridiomycetes, Spizellomycetales, Powellomycetaceae. Gene Ontology annotation, molecular function: GTP binding; GTPase activity.